This is a messenger RNA of Triticum aestivum (bread wheat), 573 nucleotides long. RefSeq lists its product as uncharacterized. The record is from RefSeq and is a predicted model, not a curated record. The transcript has 4 exons. The coding region runs from base 1 to 411 and encodes 136 amino acids. NCBI's taxonomy places the organism in Eukaryota, Viridiplantae, Streptophyta, Magnoliopsida, Poales, Poaceae.
AUGCCCGGAGUGGACCAAGGCAAGGGGAGCCGGUGGGGACCUGCACCUGGGUGGCGCAAGCACAGCUACGCCACGGCCAAGGUGGACAGCAGGGCGAGAGCUAGGAGGGAGGCCCAAAAGGUUGGUAAACAAGGCCCGUACCGUGCAAUCCAUCUCUCUCUCGAUUACCCUAAAAAAAACAAUCCUUCUCUAGCGAUCUAUUUGUCCCGACGCUGUGCAUCCCCGCGGCAGAGGAAUAAUGGCGAGGUAGCUCGGCCGUCUCCUUUCGUUUCUGUUGCUGGGAGUGAAGAUACUGUUUGUAAAUUAACGGACGAGAAGCUGCUUGGAUGGGCUCGGGUGGCGAUGGUAGCGUUGUCUUCUUUGUCGCAUCUGUCCGCCUCUCUUCUUCCAGGUAUUGCAGGCAACCAGUAAUGUCAUAAAAGUGCUCCAAGUAGUCUUUUAUAGUUCCAAAAUUACAGUGAUAAUUUGCUUCAGAUUUCCUGUACCAAUGUUGCGAUAGCAGCAACUUUUCUUAAUCUUUGAGUGCUACUGCUACAACAUAGCAGAUAUUGAGGCUGGCACUGGAUUGAAAAA